Messenger RNA from Ixodes scapularis (black-legged tick), 3294 nucleotides. Its product is annotated as voltage-dependent calcium channel subunit alpha-2/delta-1-like. NCBI's taxonomy places the organism in Eukaryota, Metazoa, Arthropoda, Arachnida, Ixodida, Ixodidae. Gene Ontology annotation, molecular function: voltage-gated calcium channel activity. The record is from RefSeq and is a predicted model, not a curated record. The transcript is spliced from 38 exons. The coding region runs from base 1 to 3294 and encodes 1097 amino acids. Gene Ontology annotation, cellular component: voltage-gated calcium channel complex.
AUGCCAAAAAUAACUGAUAAUAUAUUUUGUUUUGUUUUUCUACGUUGUUCCAACAGGGUUUAUCGAUGGGCAAACGAAUUGGAUACGACCCUGGUGACGAGGUUAUCUUCGAUAUCGGGCAUCGAGACGCUUCGAAAUAGUUACGAGAAUGAAGAGAGUCUCAGUCUGGUGGAAGUGAACGGCACGGAGUUGCUGCUCAAGAUGACCUUAGAAAUGGAGAAGAACUUGCAGCGAAAGAAAAACGCUCUCAAGCGCCUGGUGAAAAAAGCGGAGGAAGCUGUGGUCAAGCACAAAUUUGUCGCCGAUCUCACGCGGGAGGAACUGGGCACCGUCAUGCUCCAGGACCUCACGGAAAGCGACGGCUCGCUUCGCUACAGCGACAAGUUCCACCGCUACGUGAACGAGUCCUACUCGGGGGCCCACGUCCUGCUGGAGAUCUACGAAGAAGACGCCGAGGUUCUGAACGGGCUCAAGUGGUUUCAGGCCUUGGACGAGGCCUUCCGACAGAAUGCCGGGAAGGACCCCGAUCUGCUGUGGCAAUACUUCGGCAGCGAAGUGGGAUACAUGAGGAUAUUUCCGGCAAAUCGUUGGAAGGUCGCCCCUGGAAAGCCAGACCUGUUCGAUGUCCGAAUGAGGCCUUGGUUUAUUGACGGCUCAAGUUCGCCCAAAGACGUCAUUCUAGUAAUGGACACAAGCGGCAGCAUGCACGGCCCCUCCAUGGAGAUCAUGAAGCUUUCCGUCAAGUCCCUCCUGAAGACGUUUGAAGAAAACGAUUUCAUCAACGUGGCUUCCCUUGCAGGCGAAGUCCGGUGGGUGUCCUGCUUCGACACUCUGGUGCAAGCCAACAGGCGAAAUAAGCGGAUACUGUCCAAGAGCAUUGACCGCAUUACCGACGGCGGCACCGCAAGUUUGUCGCACGCACUGGACUUCGCUUUCCAAAACAUGGCAGACUUCCAAGAAAAUAGGACGACAUAUGCCGGCGCGGAAUGCAUCCAGAUGAUCAUGGUCUUCACGGACGGAGGCACGGAAGACCCAACCCCAUUGGUGAAGAAACUCAACACAGGACUUAAGAUUCGCAUCUUCACUUACGUUGUUGGACCGCACCCGAUACCGUACGCUACCCUCAAGGCUCUCGCUUGCAAUAACAGAGGAUACUUCACGGCUAUUACAUCGUUUGGAGCCAGUAGGUACAAAGUGCAGGAGUACCUCAAGGUGCUCAGCCGACCUAUGGUGCUUUCUGGAGAGAAACAAUUUGCCUGGACCAAUUUCUACCAAGAUUCAGGGGGAAUCGGCCUGUUGACAACGGCUACUCUUCCUGUUUACAACAAAACUCAGGGCACAAAAGACCAGGCAAUCAUGGGGGUCAUGGGAGUGGAUGUGUCCCUCGAAGAGCUCAAAGAUCACGAACCCACGUACAAGAUCGGCCCAUCGGGAUACUCAUUUAUGAUCAACCGCAAUGGAUACGUCAUGUACCACCCAGACAUCAAGCUACAGCUUGGGUCCCUCGAGGAGCCACUGGACAUAGAUUUUCUCGACGUGGAGAUUGAGAAUCCAAAAAAGGAAAAUAUUAGGGAGCUAAUGAUCGAAGGCUGCUCAGGAAAAGAAACCCUGAGGAGCCUGAUAAGGAUGCCGGAUGAGAAACAUCUAGUCCCACAGAACAUGGUAUAUUUCUAUACCCACAUGAACGAGUCGGAGUUCGGCGUUGGACUGGCGUUCCCAGAAAGGAGAAAGUUGUACGUGCGUGUGGAAGGGAUGCGUGCUGAAGACGGUUUCAAGCCAGAAACAGAGAAAGGAGAUGGUGUCCUCUUGGCUCCGUGGCGCUACUGCAAAAACGUGGCGCGCCCCAAGGGACCCACGGGGAACCUAAGCCAAGUCCUCGAAGCGUACCGGGCAGACCAUCGUCAGUGCGAUCCUCUACUCAUGCAGCGACUCCUCUGGGACAUUGAAAACACGCGGGCUGUGGUCAACAACUGGACAAGCGACGCGUUCGCUGAGGAAAGAGACGGCAUCCUCGGUAUCAUCGUGGGAACCGAAGGACGCCUGAUACGGAACCACCCGGAAAACAUCGCGGUGUACUUGAUCCACGAAGCGAAUCCACAAAAGGCAGCCUUCUUUAGGCGAGCCCUCUACGCAGAGGACUUCGUUUUCCUUAUCAGCAACGUCAAGCGAAGCUGGGGUUUGAAUGCCACUCAAGAACAUGUCAUCAUAGCGGCCAAGGCGGUCGACGUCUGCAUAAAAAAGGCAGAGCUGAUGCCGGCAGUCGUAGGCCUUUUGGUAGAAGAGAGAAUUAUUCACGAGUCUCUUAUGACGAUGUCUGCCAACGGAAGUUCGGGCGGCCACCUCCGUUGUGCUGACGAGGACUUCAUAAUCUGCUACCUUCUCGACGACGGCGGCUUCAUUAUCACAUCAAGCGGUGAUGAUCAUGCUGAAAAUGUAGGAAAAUUUGUCGGAGCAGUAGACCCAGAACUUAUGGACGACAUGCUGAAGAAAUCAGUAUAUUUCAAGAUUGAGGAACUGCAUACAGAGUCUCGAUGCCCACGAGUGCGGAAGUACACAGCGGGAGCGAGGUCGUCCAUGUUGCCUCUAAAAAACAUUUUUCACAUCUUCGACAUCAGCUGGGUGUUAGACGCGGCAUCUUGGCAACUACUCAAAGUCUGGAUAUACACUUCUUCGAUGCGUGCUCCAUGCAAUUUCGGAAAGCUUGGCCUUUUAAAAGAAUAUAAUUGCGCUGUAAAAUUAAAAUUGGUGCGUGAGGCGUGUCACUUGCAGCUUAAAGCAAAGCAUAUUUUUGUUUUCGGCACAUGGGCUCAGGUCGCUGUGGUCGCUGACGACCCUGGGUGCUCAGUCGGCCAAGGUGGCCCCAAGAGCUCGUACGCGCCGGACGACUACCGCGUGUGCACCACCAGGGAGGCCCUGUACCACUUCGGAAACCGGAGCAGUUACUUCAUGAGCAGCCUGGACUGCGAGAACUGCUCCAGGCAGUACGGCGUGGGACGAGUGGGCUACACAAACCUGAUCCUGGUUAUCUCGAAGAUGCCGUGUGCUCCAGUAUUCUGCGAUCCACCCCCGACACCUUUACAAGCACCCACUGAAGUUGAUGACCCGGCGCCCUGUCAGCGUCCACAUCGGUAUCGACGGCGCCCCGACAAGUGCUACGACCAUGCAAAGGUGUCGUUUUGUGACCUGGAGGACUACCGUGUUUGCGGACGAGCCUCCACCUCUGUGACGUCAACAGUGGCACUGAUCUCGUCAGCGCUGGCCCUCGCUGCUUCCGCUGUCUUGGCCGCACUGUGA